AUGUUUAGAACAGCAGUCAGAAACCUAGCCAGUCCAUUGAGAAGAGGUGUGUAUGUUGGAUGUAGUGGCAGUUUGUUAAUUGGAGGUGGUGCAUUGAUGCACGCAAUUCAGCCAAGCCAAUACAUCUUGAAUGAUUCUAUAGUUGGAGUGCAGCAGAGGGGUGAUUUGCAACAGGAGCUUGGUCUACCUACGCGCAGCGAAUUGAGGACGGUGCAAGGUGGGAAAGGUACGAAGGUUAAUUACAGACAGAUGUGCUACGGGUCGAUCAUGGGGCUAUUUUUCGGUGUGAUAGUCGGGAAGAUUUCCAGUUUGCUAGUAUUCAUCACUGGAGUUGGGCUUCUUGGCAUGCAGUUUUUGCAGAACCGCGGGGUGAUCAGCAGCGACAGCACUCGUGCGCUUUCGAAGUAUGCGAUUACUGUGGGGAAAGAGAAGAUCGAUUUGAACACGCUACUUUGGGAUCGCCCCAGUUUCAAGGUGUCGUUUUUGCUGACGUUUGUGCUAGCGGCAUUCAACGUAUGA
Messenger RNA from Kluyveromyces marxianus DMKU3-1042, 519 nucleotides. It is a transcript of the gene FUN14, whose product is annotated as Fun14p. The transcript has a single exon. Lineage: Eukaryota; Fungi; Ascomycota; Saccharomycetes; Saccharomycetales; Saccharomycetaceae. The record is from RefSeq and is a predicted model, not a curated record. Bases 1 to 519 code for a protein of 172 amino acids.